CGUUUCUUUCACUUUUUAUAUCAAAACAAAAGUGCGACAAAAAUCAUCAAAGUUAGAACAAAAAGUGAAAUAUUUCAAGCUGAAAUUGAUAACUAGUUCAGCCUAGAAUGGAAGUGACGAGAUUGAAUUUCAAGGAAGUUUUACCCGUAAUUUCUAACGCCAUAGAAGACUCGUCGUUCAUUGCAAUUGAUGCUGAAUUCUCUGGAUUGACCGCUAGGAAACGCGAGAAUGCUAUGGACACGUGUGACGAACGAUAUCAAAAACUUAUCAAUGGCAUUAAAGACUUCACUAUUGUGCAGUUUGGUAUAUGUACUUUUAGCUGGGACGACGAACAGCAACAGUAUAUAGCUAAACCUUUUAACUUUUAUAUAUUUCCAAAACCUUACAACAGGCAAAUGCCAGAUAUGAGAUUUUUAUGUCAAAGUUCGAGCCUUGAUUUCUUGGCUGGGCAAGGGUUUGAUUUCAACAAGUGGAUCACCCAGGGUGUACCGUUUCUUUUGCCACCAGACGAGGGUCGGCUUCGACGGAUGGUGGGCGCAUACCACGAUCAAGCCACGCCCAACGGUGCUCCUUCCACGCCGGAAACAGAGAAGGCGAUACCCAUUCCACCUGCAUUUGAAAAAACAGUCGAACUGAUUAUGAAGAAAGUUGAGAAAUUUAUUGAAGAUCCUGAGCAGAAAUUGUUAAGUUUGCCGCCAUCGAGCCCCUUGGUGCGUAAGCUGGUUUAUAGCUCUGUUAAAGCUGCUCAUAAAACCGGACUUCAUUUAGAAUCCAAAACGAACGAAGAUAAGGAUAAAUUCAUAAUGAUCACCAAAUGCUCGGAACAAGAAAAGAAGGAUUUGGAAAACCAGAAGUUUGAUAAGGAACAAGUCGAGGUUGAACAAGCAGUUGGGUUUGCGAAAGUGAUACGCCUUCUUUCGAAGUCAGGGAAAGUUAUUCUGGGUCAUAAUAUGUUGUUGGAUCUUUUGCAUAUGAUACGAUUAUUUGUCGCCCCACUGCCGAACAAUCUUGAUGAGUUCAAAGCUCUCGUUAAGGGCAUUCUACCAAGACUAAUCGAUACUAAAGUCAUGGCAAGUACCGAACCUUUGCAAGGCUACUUUCCACUUUCCCAUCUCCAGGAAGUCUACAAGAAAAGUUCAGAAGCUCCAUUUGUGAAGCCAAAUGUGUUGUUCACAGAGGAAUUUGAAGACUACUCCAACAGCUCGAAGGCUCAUGAAGCUGGCUUUGACGCUUACAUGACCGGGGUAGCAUUUAUUGCAAUGGCCUCCUUCCUGGAGAAACAACGUGAUGGCAGCAUGCCUUGUGCAGAAAUGGAUUUUGACAUUAUCAAACCGUUUUUGAACAAAAUCUUUCUUUUUCCACGAAUGGAAGACAUUCCGUAUCUUAUCCUGGACGGUAAGGACUUGACUCCGAGCCGGGAUCAUGUUUUUCACAUUGAACACCCGGACAAUUGGCAGUUCUCGGAUAUCCAGAAACUGUUCAAGGAUUUUGGGUAUGUUUACAUUACAAAGGUUAACGGGAGUUCAGCAUUUGUUUCCGUUGCGAAGCGUGAACGAGCAACCAAGGUUAUGCAGAAGUUGGAUAAAGAUAAUUUACCAUACAGAAUUCAGACGUACAAGAAGUACCAUGGUAUUGAUGGUGAUGAUGAUGGUGAUGAUGAUCUUGCCCUUGAUGGUGGUGGCGAUGUUAAAGAUGAUAUAGAUGGUAAAGAUGGUAUAGAUGGCCAUGGUUCAUCACUCAAUCAAAGUUCUACCUCCACACCAAGUUUCGACACUCCCAGUAAAACACCAGAAACCGUCUCAUCCAAGCGAUCGAAAGAUGAUGUUUCUUCAUCCGAGGUUGAGGAAGGCGAGCUUCCUGACUCACCCGAACCAGCAAAGAAGAAACUAAAAGGUCAGCAUACCUAUUUUGAAGAGCCUAAUGAGUGGUAGUAUUGUUAAGAGUUAAGACGUAAACAUAUGCAAAUUACAUUGUAGCUCUGUGCUAAUUAUGGCAAGAAGUAAGAAUUUGACUAUAAAAUAAUGUGAUAAAAUACACUUGCUUAUAUACAUGUUAUAAAACUCUUAAUCACUUUUUAAUCACUAUUUUGUAGUUAAAUAGUGAUUAACUCUCAAAUAGGCGCUUCUUAUUGGAUGACGUUUGCAC
Messenger RNA from Paramuricea clavata, 2145 nucleotides. The record is from the annotation of a GenBank genome assembly. Lineage: Eukaryota; Metazoa; Cnidaria; Anthozoa; Malacalcyonacea; Plexauridae.